CGCGCCACUCCGGAGGGUUGUUUAAAUCGGCGGCUCGAAUUUUCGAAAAUACCCGUAAGCAAAGAUGACGUAAAUUGCCAACAUUCGGUGUAUUUUGUAUUGAGAGAAAAGUCGCUCGACGGAAAACAAGUAGGGGAAUCCCAUUUAUCGGUUCACUUCCUGGUUCGAUUACUGAGAAGAGUACACGCAGUGUACAAUGAAAUGCAUGUUGAUAUUUUCUGUUCAGGAGGGUGCUCUGAACGUACGUAUACUUCCUGUGGACUUUCCAUAGAGCCGUAGAACGUGAAAUACUAUACGGGGAGCGAGGAAGUUUGUCACUAUGUUUGGCAAGAACAACAAAGUACAGGCGGACGCGGUAUCUCCUUCAUAUGAGAAUAUCAGAAUCCAACUAAAUGCAAUAGCACAAAACUUGGAUGAAGAUGACAUUCAGAAUUUGAAAUGUCUGUGUCAUAACUACAUCCCUUAUGGAAAACUGACGGAAAUAAAAUCUGGACUAGCUCUCUUAGAGAUUUUAUGCAAUCGGAACCUAGUCGGUGAGGGGAACACGAGGUUUCUGGCGGAAUGCCUCGAGGCCACACGGAGGAGCGAUUUGCUGGAGAAGCUUGGGACCAAUAGUUGUGAGGUACAGAACUUGACGAGAGACAAGGGGUCUUUGCUUGAUCCGUAUCGGGUUAUGAUCAUGAAAGUAGCUGCAUGCCUGGACGCCACCGAGGUAAACGAAUUAGCCUUCUGCUUGUCUGAUUAUCUGCCACGGAAAAGCACGACCUACGAUUCGGCUUACUCUCUUCUGUCGGCGUUAGAAAGGAGCGGGGACCUGGGGCGAGACAACUGCGAUCUCUUGGAGAAGUACGUAGAAGCGGUUAUCAGCAAUCCUACCGCCUUGGGAUUGAUCAGAAACUAUAAAGUUGCCAGAGAUAAUGAAAAUGAUCGGAAGGAAAGCAAUGCAGAAAUGUCUAAGCCGGAGAAGAAUCCGCUCCAACCGAGCCACGAAUCAACAGAAAAGUACCGGGGAGUCGAUGACAACAGUCGGUUUAGGGACUGUCCAGUGCAAGUGGACGCGGUGAAAGACAAUUCUGAAGAUAAAUGUACGAGCGGGAAUCGUGAAGCGCCAGAUAUUACGUCAGAGCUGCCACGUGUCAGACUACAAAAUACCGGCACCAGAACUAUAGAUGAAGUGGCUGCAACAUAUUUCGUCCGUCUCGCUGAGGGAAAAAAGUCAGAACUGUCUACGAUGGAGAUGGAACAGAAGUGUCCGGGUUCUUCAUCGACACAUAUUAGCCAGGCCGGUGUCAAUGUCGGUAUAUCGCUUGGACAUGACGAGGUACAAGUAUCCACCGCAAGUCCCACGAUCCACGUUGGUGAUGAGUCCAGUCAGUGCUCUUCCGACGACCAUGGAUUGAUAGAGUUACCAUCAGUGCCUACGGCUGAUUGCCCAAAGGAACCACGCCAAUCGGUCUGCAGUCAUCGAAAUCCUGAAUCCCUCGUUCUUGCAGAUAUUAAACCACCAGGCCAACGAAAUUUGUUGCCAAGUACACAGGCAUCUGUUAAUUCAGAAGCAACAGAACGAGAAGACAUGGUAACUCCAGCAUCCCAGUUUGGCUUUUACCCAACUUCUUCAGGUGCAAAACUUCCAGCGCAAGCGGCUGUGAUCGGUAACCCAUCAUUUCAGGGCGAUGAGUGUCAUGUUUCUCUUUUUGGCGAACUGGGAACCUCUGGGAGGAGCUGUGUAAACGAAUGGGAGACUUCCAAGCCAGCGGACGGGGCUCCGCUUCAACCACUACAACAUGAUUUGGUGAAGAGUAGCGUGGACACCAUUAACGUCUCUUCAAAUGAGAUGACUAAUCAUCAGGAACCACUAGCUGUAUUGGCUGAAGACCUUCCAAAGAAACCCUCUGUUAUCAAGGCGAUAAGGCUCCAAGUUGCCGAACCGCUUUUGAAAUGCCAAAGUGAGAAAGUGGACGAAGACGUCCUGUUUUACAAAAUGACUGCGGACCCGCGUGGACUCUGCCUCAUCAUCAACAACAUGAAGUUCCGCGAGGAGAAAUUGCGAGAGCGCAUUGCGAGUGACCGUGAUCGAGAAAGUCUAGAAGGCAUAUUCAAGAAGCUGAAGUUUAAGAUUCAAAGCGAGCAGGAUCUGACGAGUCAAGAGAUUAUGGAUGUCGUUAAGAAAGCCGCCUACGGCAAUGAUCACUCUCUUUAUGACUGUUUCGUCUGUUGUAUCCUUUCCCACGGCGCUGAAGGAAUCGUCUACGGCACCGAUGUCAUCCCGGUAAAUAUCCGAAAGAUUACUGAACACUUCACUGGUCAGAACUGCCCGACAUUGAACGGAAAGCCAAAGUUGUUCUUCAUCGAGGCAUGCCAGGGGAACCGGAAAGAUGUGGGUGUCCGGGCUGACGGGACUAACUCUGAGACACGUAUGAGUCCGACUGAAGCGGACUUUCUUAUGGGAUAUGCAACACCGCCGGGGUAUGCUGCCUAUCUGGACAAGGAGACGGGGUCAUUCUACAUACAGAAACUGGUUGAUACUUUGGAAAAAUACAGUGAUAGGGAGGACAUCACGAGCAUCAUGGUGAUGGUGAACGGGGAAGUCGCCAAAGACACCGCUGAAAUUGAGGGCGGACUUUACAAACAGAUCCCAAAGCCAGAGAUAACUCUGACCAAGAAAGUGUUCCUCAGGAAAUGAACGUAGCAAUAUACAUGUGUAUCUUCGAAUGCUGUGAUUUGCCGCCCUCGACUACACGGAGUACACUACGGUCGCAGUGGACCGGCCUCGACCUGCCGCCGAGAGACAAUCAGGAUGAUGAAAUGGACCGCAUGGGAGUCGGACAUGGGGAGGGAAGGCCAAUGAGGAGUCAGACAAGGACCCUUCCUUGGACCAGAGUCUUUCGACUCUGCUUGGACAAAGGAUUCCGGCGCGUCUAUACUGUGGUCCAGAAUACUUAGUAAGGGUAACCAAUUUGGAGAACCGGUGUGAUAUGACCUUGUCCGACGUAUUCAGUUGUCUUUUUAGACUUGCGCCUUAAGCCGUCAUCAUUGAAUUAAAAUUCCUCACACAGACCCAGCGGUUCUUUUGUCGCCAUAACCGGGCAUAGAAUGGUGUUAUCAAUCUGAUAACAAAUAUCAAAAACACAAAGAAAAUAUCGAAAAUUUAAUGCUAAAACACGCACUUUAUUCUGAGUAUUAGAAUGAGUAAACGAGAACGAUUAAGUAACAAUAAAACAAUAAAUACUCAAAAGACAAAAAUUGGCAUUUGCGUCACCAUGGAAACGUAAAAAUUGUUACGAUGCGCAAGUGUCACAGCACUAAAAAAGCGCGGGAGUUUUAUGAUGAAGUUACCCUUAACAUCUCUUAGAUGAACCUUAAGGCUGUCCCAUCUCAUAUUUUUUCUAUGAAGAGAAUAGCCAUUGGCACCGAGCCACUGCUUCAGACCACUUCAUUGCUGCACUGAUCUUGAAAAGUCGAGGGAACCUAUAGGUAGGAACUCGGGGUCGAACCAGUGGUCCACAGGAUACUGAUAGUAUAUCUGGUAAGGGAACUCGUCCGGUGUGACUUUGUGGUAGAAAUAUGCCUCGUACAAGCGAGAAUAGUGCCAUUGUAGUGGGAGAUAGUCGAGACAUCUAUGAGCGACUUCGUGUCACUUAAUCUGGCCCACAUGUCUCCUGCCUAUAGUCUCCCUAUAAGAUCACGCAGAGCAAGAGUGCUAGUCACAAGGUUUUAACAAAUGAUAGUUCACAGCAUA
Lineus longissimus is the source of this 3739-nucleotide messenger RNA. RefSeq names its product caspase-8-like. The transcript is spliced from 6 exons. Gene Ontology annotation, molecular function: protein binding; cysteine-type endopeptidase activity. The coding region runs from base 320 to 2683 and encodes 787 amino acids. The record is from RefSeq and is a predicted model, not a curated record. NCBI's taxonomy places the organism in Eukaryota, Metazoa, Nemertea, Pilidiophora, Heteronemertea, Lineidae. Gene Ontology annotation, biological process: proteolysis; regulation of apoptotic process.